ACCGCAUUCUUGAUUUCUCUGUCUCUUUUACUUACCAUUUUCAUUUCUUAUUAUUGAAUCGCUCAUCCUUUUCACUCACUUAUUCAUCUUCUUUCUGUUCAGUUAACUGUCAUGCCGUCCGACGCAACAAAGAUUGUUCUUGCGCUCAUUGCGCUCAUGCAUAUAAAGAGUCUUCCUGGAGUCUACACAUUACGUUCACUUUCUUACUUCAUUAAGGCUCGAACCAUGACUGAACCAAGUAUCGGACUGCUCGAGGCAAGCAAGUACCACAGUCGUGUCUGGUUCGAUGACCUUGACCUCAAUAUCCACCUUAACAACUCGUCAUAUAACAAAAUGAUGGACUUUGCUCGGAUUGAUCUCUGUUGUCGACUCUUCCCCGGCUGGCAAGUCACCCACAAAUUCGAUAUGUGCCUCGCACAGACCGUGCUCUUUUUCAAAGCAGAAGUCCCACGCUUUAGCAAGUACACUAUCACCAGUCGCAUCUUUACAUGGGAUGACAAAUGGAUCUGGAUGCAACAUCGUUUCUCGAUUAAAAGAAUAACUAAACCCGUACGACAGACUUUGGAGACUAUUAAUGCUGCAAUUCAAUCUGGAAAUGAAGGCGAGCAACAGGAGCCUAUUAGAGAUGAGGAUGUAGUUGUAGAAGAAGAGGAUGAGGAUGAUAUCGAUCCAAUUGAAACUAAGCUGCCCCCCAAGAUCAGCAACGAUAACAACGGCGUUGGUGGUCAACCAGUACUGACUGCCUCAUCACAAUCAGCAAACUUUGGAAACCAUCCCAACGAUGCUAUUGUAGAGAUCCCAGACAAGCUGUGUUGCAUUGCAUAUUCGAGAAUGGUAGCGAAACAUCCUAAGGGCAAAACUAUUGUCCCUACUGUGCUGUUUGCCAAGAUGGGUCAUAAAGAAGCCUAUCCUGGAGAGUGGGAACAGUACCGUCUGUUGGGUAUGUCACUGAUUGAGGGCAUGAUGAAGAUUGGAGAUCCAACAGCAGAUCUGCCUCCUACACCACGCCGGCUCGUCAAUCCGACACGCGCUCGAAUUUAAAAGACAGCUUUAUUUUAUAAUUUAGACAAUCUAGUCCAAGAUCGAAUGACGCCCCUUAAAUUUAAUUUACAUCGUUAGUCAGGCACAAGUCAAACAUUAAACACAGAUGGGCGCCCUCCCAACCCAUCUAUCC
This is a messenger RNA of Lobosporangium transversale, 1174 nucleotides long. RefSeq lists its product as hypothetical. The transcript has a single exon. The record is from RefSeq and is a predicted model, not a curated record. Bases 112 to 1041 code for a protein of 309 amino acids. Lineage: Eukaryota; Fungi; Mortierellomycota; Mortierellomycetes; Mortierellales; Mortierellaceae.